AAUCACAGCAGUUCCAACACGUAACCAGUAUAAACAGGAAGUGAGUGUAAGUUCGUUGCGCUGCUCCUUUUCGAAGCUCGAGCGUAGAUUAUUUGAUACCAGCGGAACGAAAACAGACGGGCUUCACCUUCAGUGAAAGUCAUUCAGUGACUUGCUCUGACUGAAGGAGACACAAUGACGCUACCCGAAUGAAGGCUGCUAUGGAGAUAAGGAGCAAUUCUUCACGCUCAGUCUUGGUCAUCUCCAGUUGUUAUGAAUCCCAGCACCUCCUCAGCUCACUGUGAGGGCCAGUCCCCUGUUGAUGACCUAAUGGACGACUGGUUCUUGCUCUCCCCUGAAUCUGCUGGGCCUCAGGGCCUGGCAGUGAGCAGGGAAGACCAGGAGACAGAGGAGCGAGGCAAACUCAAAUCCAAGUUGGUCUCAGCGUGGAACAGUGUCAAAUAUGGCUGGUCCUUGAAGCAGAAAUCCAAAUUCAGCAAGAGCUCUCCUGUGAUCAUGCUUGGACAAUCCUACGAGCUCAAGGAUCAAGGGGAGAGAGAGCGUUUCCGUCGCUCCUUUGCAUCUCUACUGUGGUUGACGUACAGACGGGGUUUCCCUCAGCUGGCAGGCUGCUCUCUGACCACUGACAGCGGCUGGAGUUGUGUUCUACGCACGGGGCAGAUGCUGCUGGCACAAGGCCUGCUCCUGCACCUGAUGUCACCAGGUUGGACUUGGUCUGUGAGCCACCAUGCGGUCAAAGAUGACAUGGACCUGCUAGUGAUUCGCUCCGCAGACAGUAAAGAGCAUGGACUGAAUUUAAAGGAAAGGCCCAAUAAGAGGGGUCGAAAACUGAGCUUGGAUUCCCGCCUGGACAGACCCAUGGAGGCUAAACACAGAAAGGUGGUAUCGUGGUUUGCAGACCAUCCUGCAGCCCCUUUUGGGAUACACCAGCUGGUGGAGUUGGGCAACAGCUCCGGGAAGAAGGCCGGGGACUGGUACGGACCUUCCAUUGUGGCACAUAUCCUCCGGAAAGCUGUGGCAGCGGCAGCGGCAGCAUCAGCAGACCUUUCCAAUCUAGUCGUGUAUGUUGCACAAGAUUGCACCAUCUACUUGGAGGAUGUGACGAGGUUGUGUGAGCAGCCUCUCCCGCAGCCCUGGAAGUCUGUCAUCAUCCUGGUUCCUGUGCGACUUGGAGGACAGGAUCUCAAUCCCUCCUACAUCACUUGUGUCAAAAAACUCUUGACAUUACAAUGCUGCAUUGGAAUCAUUGGGGGCAAACCAAAGCACUCGUUGUUUUUCAUCGGCUUCCAGGAUGACCAUCUGCUGUACUUGGACCCUCACUACUGUCAGCCCACAGUGGACACAACAAAGGAGAACUUUCCCUUGGAGUCAUUUCACUGUAAAUAUCCCAGGAAAAUGGCUUUCUCUCGCAUGGACCCCAGCUGUACCAUAGGAUUCUAUGCUAAGGGCCAAAAGGACUUCGAAUCACUGUGCACAGUUGUUAAUGAGACUCUCUCCACAUCUGCAGAGACGUACCCCAUGUUUAUAUUUGCAGAAGGAAAAAGUCAGGAGGAGGCGGGAAGCAACACACCCACAGACAACAUCACCUAUAUCCAGAGGAAGAAUGAACAGAGAAGAGUCAACACUAGCAACAGCAUGGACGAGUUUGUUCUAUUAUGAACAUAAGAAGAUAAGAUCUUCCCUAAAGGCCGUACAGUGAUCAACGAUCACACGUAAAUGUGACAGUUACACUGUGUAGCAACUACUGAGGGUAAGAACAAACAAUGUCUUCAACAUCCACAAGCAACAACCUCAAGGGACUCCCUAAACGUUUUGUAAAAUGAAGCGGCCAGGUAUCAUUAAUGACUAUACCACUAUAUUUUAAUUGCUGUUUUGUGCUCAUUUGUAUUUUUAUUUAUUGUUUUAAGAGGAGUACAUUUAAAUUAAUAUUAUUCGGUUGAAGGGCUUUGAAGGAUGAAGGAUGUUUUUGCCAUCUCAGCCUAUUUAUGGUUAUCCAUGAAAUCCACGAGUUCAUGUUCUCUUAACUUAAUCUAUUCAAAAGAAUAAAAAUAGAAUAAUGAUAAUGAAUUUCUCCCAGGGACAAACGUAAGGCAAUCAUUACUAUGACAUAAACAGUCUCUUGCUGUUUCAUGUAAUGUGACAGGAUGUACUGCCUUUGAAUGGAUUAGAAAAUUGGAUUCCUGUUAACAUGUGACUCACUGUGUGAAACAGAAAGAACAUGACUUUACUGGAGAAGUAAAAUGUUGUGAAUGUACUCUUGCAGGAAAAGGACAAAAUUUACUGAAAAUAUUCUUAUGCGCUGGAUCGUUUUUGCUGUCUUUUAUCUGAAUAAACAGUUUAUGAACAAGA
Molecule: messenger RNA, 2349 nt
Organism: Siniperca chuatsi (mandarin fish)
Lineage: Eukaryota; Metazoa; Chordata; Actinopteri; Centrarchiformes; Sinipercidae
Product: cysteine protease ATG4D
Exons: 11
Coding region: 253-1659 (468 amino acids)
Molecular function (GO): protein-phosphatidylethanolamide deconjugating activity
Source: RefSeq, a predicted model, not a curated record